This is a messenger RNA of Kockovaella imperatae, 1156 nucleotides long. Its product is annotated as putative proteasome subunit alpha type 4. Gene Ontology annotation, cellular component: proteasome core complex, alpha-subunit complex; proteasome core complex; cytosol. The record is from RefSeq and is a predicted model, not a curated record. Lineage: Eukaryota; Fungi; Basidiomycota; Tremellomycetes; Tremellales; Cuniculitremaceae. Gene Ontology annotation, biological process: ubiquitin-dependent protein catabolic process. The coding region runs from base 251 to 1117 and encodes 288 amino acids. The transcript has 9 exons.
GGACAAAUGACGUGGCAUUUCUAAACAGCCGCGCGUUCCGACGCCCGAUUGCUGAUGCUGCAGCCUUGCAUUGCAACUCUCGUCCAUUCAGUGCUCAUCAGCCAGUGAAAGACAAUCGUGCAGGGCACUAAACGAACUGCUGGUAACAUCUCCACCUAGACUGAAGAGGAUACCUUGUUAGAGAGAUUCGCUUUUCCUUGCAUCCUACGGUUGUUGUCAAGCCGGCGGACCAGUCACACAUUGUUUCAACAUGGCUCGAAGAUAUGACAGUCGGACAACCAUCUUCUCGCCGGAAGGGCGGUUGUUCCAAGUCGAGUAUGCGAUGGAAGCCAUCUCACAUGCUGGUACGGUGCUCGCAGUGCUGUCAAAGGAGGGAAUAGCCCUGGCCGCCGAGAAGAAAGUCACAGGAAAGCUUCUGGAUCUCUCUUUGGCUCCUGGUGGACAGAUGGGCGGCGAAGGGAACCAGGCAUGGUUGGGAGGAGGAGGAGAAAAGAUCUUCUUGCUUAAUAACAACAUUCUCGCUGGUCUCGCUGGUAUAACUUCCGAUGCCAACUCUCUCGUCAACUUCUCCCGAAAUGCUGCUCAACAACACUUGUUCACAUAUGACGAGGAUAUACCGGUGGAGAUGCUCGUUCAGAGACUGUGCGACAUGAAGCAGGGAUAUACCCAGUUUGGAGGUCUUCGACCAUUCGGUGUCGCUCUUCUCUACGUCGGAUGGGAUUCUCUACACGGCUUCCAGCUGUAUCAAUCUGAUCCCUCUGGAAACUACUCAGGAUGGAAAGCGACAUGUAUCGGCGCCAAUCAUUCCUCCGCGACGUCUCUUCUGAAGCAGGACUACAAGGACGACCUGACGUUGGAAGAAGCCAGGAGUUUAUGCCUCAAAACGAUGAGCAAGACCAUGGACUCUACGAAGCUGGGCAGUGAAAAACUGGAGUUUGCCACGAUGACCCUCGAUCCCAAAACGAAGCAGCCGCUGGCCAAGAUUUAUCGACCGAACGAGUUGGACGCCUUGUUGCGUCAAUUAGAGCUCGGUGGGACGUCUGAUGACCAGGUCGGUGUGGGUGAGGCCACAGGCGGAGGUGGCGGGGACGAAGGCAACGUGGCUAUGAGCACAUGAUACGAGUUUGAACAUAUGCAUGAAUGUAUAUCAUUGGAA